AGCCACUUCCUCUUUUGUCUAAUUUCAUGGCGAUCGGGAGAGAGGGAACACCACCGACGCACGCACACUGUCUCGGCACUCUUGAAAGAGUUUAUCCGGGUGUAAACUAAGUUGUCAAUCUGACUGGCACAAGGACAUUGUUCGUCAGGUGAAACUAAGUGGACAACGUUAAAGGGGCUCCAUAGCACUUGGAUCUGUUCUUCUCUGUCCCAGGUUCAGACUGCGUGGUCUAUGGCUCUGAUGGACAAACACAAACAGGUCAAGCGGCAGAGACUUGACCGCAUCUGUGAGGGUAUCCGACCCCCCAUCCUGAACGGGCCAAUGCACCCGCGGCCCCUGGUUGCCCUGCUGGACGGGCGCGACUGCACUGUGGAAAUGCCCAUCCUCAAGGAUGUGGCCACAGUGGCCUUCUGCGAUGCCCAGUCCACACAAGAGAUUCAUGAGAAGGUGCUAAAUGAGGCAGUGGCUGCUCUUCUCUACCACACCAUCACUCUGUCCAGAGAUGACUUGGAAAAGUUUAAAGGCCUGCGCGUGAUUGUCAGGAUUGGAUCCGGCUUCGACAACGUUGACAUCAAAGCAGCUGCUGAGCUAGGCAUUGCAGUCUGUAACGUGCCAGCGUCUUCAGUGGAGGAGACAGCCGACACCUCGCUAUGUCUGAUCCUCAACCUGUACAGGCGAGUCACCUGGAUGCACCAGGCCCUCAGGGAGGGAACCCGUGCCUCUAGUGUGGAGCAGAUCAGGGAGGUAGCUGGCGGUGCUGCACGUAUCCGCGGUGAAACGCUGGGCAUUAUCGGCCUAGGGCGUGUUGGCCAAGCAGUGGCUCUGCGGGCUAAGGCCUUUGGUUUUGGUGUGAUCUUUUAUGACCCCUACCUGCCUGAUGGUGUGGAGCGCUCACUGGGCUUGCAGCGCAUGGCCACUCUGCAGGACCUGCUUAUCCACUCUGACUGUGUUUCCCUGCACUGCAGCCUCAACGAGCACAACCACCACCUCAUUAAUGACUUCACCAUCAAACAGAUGCGUCAGGGAGCCUUCCUGGUGAACACGUCAAGAGGCGGUCUGGUUGACGAGAAAGCAUUGGCUCAAGCCCUGAAAGAAGGCCGGAUACGAGGGGCUGCCCUGGACGUGCAUGAGACAGAACCUUUCAGUUUUUCGACAGGCCCUCUGAAGGAUGCCCCCAACCUGAUCUGUACCCCGCAUACAUCCUGGUACAGUGAGCAGGCGUCCGUGGAAGCUCGCGAGGAGGCAGCCAGGGAGGUUCGCCGCGCCAUCACUGGGCGUAUCCCUGACAGUCUGAAGAACUGCGUCAAUAAGGAGUACCUGAUGGCAGCCUCUCAGUGGCCCAGCAUGGAGGCAGCCACUGUUCACCCAGAGCUUAAUGGAGCCACUUACAGAUUUCCCCCAGGUCUGAUCAAUGUUGCAGCAGCAGGGGGUCUCCCAGGAGCGGGCGCAGGGGUUGAGAGCCUUGUUACAGGAACCCUGGCACACGGCAUCGCCCCUGUCUCCCACCCGCCUCAUGCCCCCUCUCCUAAUAAGGCCGAAGCCGACAGAGACAUCCCCUCCGACCAAUAGCCCCCCCUGCCGCCGCCAGCACAUUCCGUCGCCUCUGGAAACCACCCCCUCCACCUCCCAGCAUCAGACACAGCCCGACCCUCCAGUACAUCGGCAGCGCCAGUUUGACCUGAUGUGGAGCUACACAGUCUUGUUCCUCAGAUCACACAUAACCAGCCCAGGAGUGACCUAUCCACAGCUAGCCCCAUCCCAUCCACACCCCAGGAACACACACAUCCCUCCAUCCUCGUCCUCAUCUCCCCCACUCACCUGCCAUCCCCUCCCCCUCCCUUCACUCCCCCACAACGUCAGCAAUAACUGUGUUCUCAAGGAUUCAAUGAUUGGAUUGGUUUAUAUCCUUAGUUGGCUGUUGUUUUAAUGGAAAGUUGACCUGUUGUGGAUCUAGGUGUUAUUGUUUGUUUGUUUGUAAAAAAAAAAAAAAAAAAAAGCAUUUCUGACAUGAGGCUUUACAGUCUGCCGCCUCCUGCAGUCCUCUGACUCUGACCGGUAGAGGCACAGAGGCAGAAAGGUUGAAGCCCCCCUUUGUACAUUAAUGGCUCAUGUUACUGCUCUCUUCUUCUUCUUCUUUUUUUCUUUUCUCUCUUCCCUCCCCCUCCACCUUUCUUGUGAGGGGGGAAAAUGUGUACUAAAGUGAACCAGACAGAAUCACAAACCGUACAUCCUGUCCUCCCCACCAGGCGGCCAGCUACCCCUUAGCCCAGUUUGGCCCUUAGCUCUCCCUGGCACUGUCGUCUGCUUGCUCAGCAGAGGGAUCCAUAAUGCCGUCAGCGUGGCGCUCUCUCAGACUGUCGGAGUGUAUUAUAUCUGCUCGGCUCAUACUUCUGAUGGUAAUACCCGGCAUUCUUUGUCAGUUUUAGGGCCCCUGUAUUUACACAUGCUUCGCCCCCUCGUGGGUUGUUUUGUAAUGAGAUAAUAGCGUCAUAUCAGAGAGCACUGAGGCAUCAUCUCAUGCCAGCAGCUGGAGUGCUAUAUGUGUGAGGUCUUUACACGUGGUGCCCACACAGAAUAGAGUUUAGCAGCUUUUCUCUGGCUGGAAAGGCGACAGCAUGCCAGCAGAGGGCGCCGUCUGACCGCGCAGAGCUGAGAGAGUUGCACGCAGCUAAUUUCAGUCAGACAGUUACAGGUUAGCUGUAGUGAUGAAGAACAUGAUCACACACUGCCAACGUUCAGAACACGGGAUGGGUGAGCAGGGAUCGACUACCGCCUUAUUGUUUAACAAGAUCUCACUGCACCCCACCACCAACCCUGCACCAACCCACCCACCCUCCACUCCUCUCCCACUGUCAUGGCCCACCCUACACAUCACUCAUGAACCAGUAUGCAUCCACCAAUUCCUUUAAGCGUGAGAGGACAGUAGAGUCUAGAUUCCCUGUAGGAGCAACGGGACAGUGUUCUUGCAUGCUGGCUUUGUUAAUGACAGUGGUGUGUGUGCGUUUGUGUGUAUGUGUGGGUUUGUAUGCGUGUCUGUAUGUUCCCUCACCCUGUUAUGAUAACAAGCUAUUGUCUUUCCAAAGGAAUAGUCCCAAGGAGUAACUCUUUAACGCUGUUGCCCUGGUGUCAAGGGAACACCUUUCUAGUACCUCAGUAACAGAUAUUGAAUGUACCGUGCAUACCCUUUUAUUUUUUGUACAGAUUUUCUAGAUACUUCUUUACUAUUCUUUACCAGAAGGGUUGUGAAAUUGUAGCAGUAAUGAUACAAUAAAAAAAAGAAGCAUUGCCCCAUGAAAUGAAUUGACAAAAUCCUCGUAGGUUCGCUAUAGGUCACUGAAUACUCAGGCUUCGAAACCAAUGCGUAUCUCUUUGCCUUUACCUUUUAUUUCCUCAUUGUGGAAAAAUUCAGCACAACGCUUUCCAAACAAAAAAACAAAAGGCGGUCGUCGUGGUCUGCUAGUUUGUUUAUUUUUUUUUUCUUUACUAGAACAGUAGUAGUAGAUGCAGUUUUGUUUUAACACCCCCCUCCCCUCCCCUCAUUGUCAGGCUGCUCUAUCUAUAGUGCAUGUGAGGUAAUUUUUUAGGGGAAAUACUAUUGGCUUAAAGAAUUUGUGUCAUCUUGCUGUUUCUCUCUGCUCCCCGGCCUUUCCCGCCCCUCAGAGUGUUUUCAACCCGAGUUGCCAUUUUUGUCGUGGUCAGUUUCCAGUGAUGUACAGUUUUCCCUCAGAGUCUAUGAGAGACAUGGAGCAUGUCUGUGUCCUGAGAUGCUAGGCUCCUCUGUCAUGUGAUGAGUAUAUAUUUUUUAAAAAUAACCCCCAUAGUUCGGAUUAUGAGCAUAAUAGUAAUCUUAAAUUUUGCUGUUGAUGAUGAUGAUUAUAUAUAUAUUUUUCAGUUCAGCAGUGCACUGUUAUGAAAACCAUUCUGUUUUAUUGUAGGAUUUCAUUUUUAUGAAUAUGCUGUCUGUGUUCUACAUGUUGUACUGAAACAUUUCGGAGAAAAAACGAGAUCCCUCUCCUGGUGUUUUUUUUUUUUUUCUUCUUCUUAAAUUCGUCUUAUCCCAACUGUCUUUUCCAGCUGAUCUCCUCUGGGCCUUACUUAUUCUCUCCCUGUAAAAAAUAGCUGUUAUAGAAAGUCGCCAUGGAACCACUCACUGCCUUAAUACAGUUGACCCCAGCAGGUGAAGUCAGGAGACACAUCCAGUGGAAAAAAAAAACAGGCCGCUCCGCAGAAAGCUCCUCACACCCCGACAGGCCUAAAUCCGCAGCACGUUGCAUUUCUUUUUCACUGAUGAACCACAUUUAGCCUCGCAUAGAGAGUUUGUUUUGGGCUUAAACGCAUAAAUCCAGUGUGAAUUCUUACUGUGCAUUAUUAAUAAGAUGUUUUUCUUUUCUAACUUUGGAUAGUUCAAGUCAGCCCGGCAGUGUGUACGUGCGUAGGCUAACGGAUAAGCACAGUGUGUAUGCUCACAAAGCCACAGCUGAUAUUUCACUCUUGGGUGUGAGAAUGCCCCCCCACCCCACCCCACCCCACCCACCACCACCACCAACGCCACUCGGAGGCUCUUAAAGCGUCUUUGACACUGCUGCCAGAGCCCCAGUGGGGCUGGGUGGGGGAGGGCAUAGUGGACACUGGUGUGGUCUGUCAAAAAAAAGAAAAAGAAAAAAAAAAAAGAAGCAGAAAAUUACGGUGAGAAUUGAUCACUUCUUCUCUCUCAGGGUUCAAAUGCACACAUAUCCUCUAGCAGUCGCCCUCUGUCUCGUGUCCCUCGUCCCAAGUUUUCCACCCUCACAAUGUAGAACAGCCUCCUGCGUUUUUAGAAACCGCUCUCCCCUCGUUCCCCCUUUUGUGCACAGGUCUGAACUUUUUUUUUUUUUUUUUUCCCCCUGUUUCGCUUUCUUUUGGCACUGACAUCUAACCAUCUAACAAGGAAUGAAUGAAUGAAUGUUUGAAAGUGACUGUGUGUAAUGUUAAAAUUGGGAAAUGUAUUUUUACAACAUGUGAACAUUUUUUUUUUCCACUCACUCUCAUUGUGAAUUUUUUUCUUUCACCAGACUGCAAAAACAAACAAAAAAAACAAAAACAAAAAAAAAAAAAUCUCCUGUAACUAGGCUCUUAAGCUUUAUUUUUGUUUUGUUUACUUUUUUAUUAGAAACAAUCAUGUUUGUGAUGGUAACUUCCGAUGGUAAACUCCACACCGUAUUUUAAUAAAAUCUUAAAAAUGAAA
This is a messenger RNA of Epinephelus lanceolatus (giant grouper), 5224 nucleotides long. RefSeq names its product C-terminal binding protein 1-like (gene ctbp1l). The record is from RefSeq and is a predicted model, not a curated record. NCBI's taxonomy places the organism in Eukaryota, Metazoa, Chordata, Actinopteri, Perciformes, Serranidae. Gene Ontology annotation, biological process: regulation of transcription by RNA polymerase II. Gene Ontology annotation, cellular component: nucleus. Gene Ontology annotation, molecular function: NAD binding; oxidoreductase activity, acting on the CH-OH group of donors, NAD or NADP as acceptor; transcription coregulator binding.